Molecule: messenger RNA, 1071 nt
Organism: Trichophyton benhamiae CBS 112371
Lineage: Eukaryota; Fungi; Ascomycota; Eurotiomycetes; Onygenales; Arthrodermataceae
Product: Rad51 family DNA repair protein, putative
Exons: 1
Coding region: 1-1071 (356 amino acids)
Biological process (GO): DNA strand invasion; double-strand break repair via homologous recombination
Cellular component (GO): Rad51B-Rad51C-Rad51D-XRCC2 complex; centrosome; replication fork
Molecular function (GO): four-way junction DNA binding
Source: RefSeq, a predicted model, not a curated record
AUGCUGCGCAUCUUCCACAGACCGCCACAUUCUCGCCCUGGAGGGCCUGAUCACCACAAAGUGCUGGAGAUUGCCGGCCCCAGACGAGGCCUGGGGAGGAGCAGCGGCAAGUCAUCGCUACUAUACUAUAUUGCUGCUGUAGGCAUACUGCCGGCAUCCUUCAACGGUAUCCGCAUAGGUGGACAGAACGGGGUCGUUGUCUUUCUGGACUCCCAGAACCAUUUCAACGCUACCCGUCUACGCGACGUAGCUCUUCACUACGCGCGUGAGAAGAUGUAUGGGCAAAAGCAGAAGCAGCGCGGUGCUGGACCGCCUCCUCGCAAGCGGCUGAGAGAAGAUGAGGAGGCUGAACUGCGGAAGAUGGUGACAGACUGCCUGCAACAUGUCCAUGUUUUCAAACCUAGCUCGUCGGAAUCAGUCGUGGCAACCCUACGAUCCCUAGAGGAAUACCUGCUUGACGUAACACGGCAUCGUUCUGCUCCAAGGAAGCUCCAUUCUAUCAUGCUGGAUAGCACGUCCUCAUUCUACUUCAAGGACAAACGCCAGGCACUUGUAGACAGCCUGCCAACGGAAUUGCCUAAAUUUCCCUGGACUGAACCUCCGCAGCUCUAUCAAAUCGUGCACUCAGCGAAGUACAUUGUCUGGUGUCUGCGCCGGCUUCAAGACCGGUUUGCAUGUACUGUUAUCUACACCGUCAUCGGCAGGAGGAGGGCUGACCUACACAUUCCUAAGCCAAGCGGGUUUGGAUAUCCUGUUGAGCUUCUAUAUCCGCGUCCCAAGGUCAUGUCCUUUAUGCCCCAUUUGCCUCAUGCAUGGAGAUCCUAUUCAACAAUGCGACUAGUUGUCCGACGUGAUGCAGUCCGCAAAUUCUCUUCACGGUCCAUCAAGGACGCCCUUCAUCUUGGCCAUCAGCGCAGUCUUGUAGUUGCACAGGGGAAAUUUUCGGCAUGGAUUGACCCCUAUGGCAAAGAGGACUGGCCAUCAUGGAUCGGGCCGUCGAUACAGAAAUCAAAAUGCAAAGGACGGUUUAAUUAUUUUGUCCAUAAACGGGGCAUUAACCUAGUGGAAUGA